GCAAGUCGUAAAAUGGCGGAGCUAAAGCUUAUGCGCUAUCUUCAAGAAGAGGAAAGGUUGAUUCUGUCAAUGUUGAGCAAGUUUAAUGACCAGUUAAGUAAGCUGAAGGUUGAAGAGCUCAACAUAAAAAGCGCGAUCAGGGAAAAGCAAUUUCAGGAAACCACAGGAGCGACAAGUCAGGAGGCAGCAUCAAGCUCCACAGCACCAGCACUUGACCCGUCGUCAGUUAACAUGGAAAACAUCGACCUUAGCGUUCGUGAGGAGCUUAAUCUUCUUGCAAGGGCAUCGUUUCUUGACUUCGAAGAGGAGGAGGAAGAUGAUGAUGGCGAAGGCGACAUGUAGCGGUAAUUGUGUUGCGAAUAUUGUAAAUAAAUGUCCAUGUACAGCGUUCCA
Ornithodoros turicata is the source of this 393-nucleotide messenger RNA. RefSeq names its product snRNA-activating protein complex subunit 5-like. Bases 13 to 342 code for a protein of 109 amino acids. The record is from RefSeq and is a predicted model, not a curated record. NCBI's taxonomy places the organism in Eukaryota, Metazoa, Arthropoda, Arachnida, Ixodida, Argasidae. Gene Ontology annotation, biological process: transcription initiation at RNA polymerase III promoter; transcription by RNA polymerase II. Gene Ontology annotation, cellular component: nucleus. The transcript has 3 exons.